Plectropomus leopardus (leopard coralgrouper) is the source of this 2887-nucleotide messenger RNA. RefSeq names its product UNC93-like protein MFSD11. The record is from RefSeq and is a predicted model, not a curated record. NCBI's taxonomy places the organism in Eukaryota, Metazoa, Chordata, Actinopteri, Perciformes, Serranidae.
GACUGAGGGAAAAACAUGACGGAGCAGUCAAAGAACAAGGAAGACCGCAAAAACUUGCUUGUAAUUAAAGUCACAAGUUGUCAUGCGUACUUAGCAUGAUAGAAGGGAAGUGCCCUCAUAACAGAGCCACAGUGUUACUGUCCGCACACUCUCCGUUAGUCCUCUGUCCCUAUUCCUGCUGUUUGCGCAUUAAACUGUAACUAAACAGUUAGGACGGUCAGCUUUAGUGGCGCGACUUUGUUCAAAUGGAUUUGUCCGAAUAGUUUAUAAAUCCGCGUGGGAGUCUUUUCUAAAAUUAUAGUCCAAAUGAGUCGAUAGGAAAACAAACAUUACCGGCGGCAAUAAGUUAAAAAUGUAUUGUUAGGACGAGUAAAAAAACAACAUCAACAAAAAAACAAAACAAAACACCAUGGCAGACAUAAGGACCUUCAACGUUGUGAUUUUGGGACUGGGUUUUUUGUUUAUUUUCACCGCCUUCACCACCUGUGGGAACAUUGAACAAACUGUGGUGAAAAGCCUGCAGAAUGAUACUUUCUCUGGGAGUGGGUACCACAGUCUUGGAAUCAUCUAUGGGGUCUUUUCAUUCUCCAAUUUACUUGCACCAACAGUCGUUGCAGUAAUUGGACCAAAAAUGACUAUGUUCUUGAGUGGCAUACUUUAUAGUGGGUACAUUGCUGUGUUUAUCUUCCCUUCAACAUGGUCCUUUUACUUGACCUCUGUACUGAUCGGCAUCGGAGCAGCCAUGCUCUGGACCGCUCAAGGACACUUUCUGGUGGAGAACUCGGAGGCUUCCACCAUCAACAGGAACACAGGGAUGUUCUGGGCUCUACUACAGUGCAGCAUGGUGUUUGGCAAUCUUUACAUUUAUUUUGACUGGAAUGGAAAAACAGAGAUAUCAGACAGCAGCAGGAAAAACAUUUUUCUGUCCCUGUUGGUCACCUCCGUAGUCGGCACACUCAGCUUUCUGGUGUUGAGAAAGAGUCAUCAUGAAGAGGAGAUGCUCUCUGAAGAGGAAGGGCAGUCGCUGCUCUCAACUCGUAUGAUGUAUAAGCACAGAGCAAACACUGCCAUGCAGGAUGCCAAAUCGGAUUUCAAAACCAUCCUGCAACUCCUUAAGACUAAAACUAUACUGCUUCUGAGUCCCUGCAUGGCGUACAGUGGCCUGGAGCUAUCUUUCUACAGAGUGUAUGGGACAUGUAUUGGAGCAACUACACACUUUGGAGAAGCAGCUAAAGGCUUGAUUGGGAUCUCUGGGAUUGUGGUAGGCAUAGGAGAAAUUGUGGGUGGAGGCUUAUUUGGAUUGUUGUUUAAGAACAAUCGCUUCAGACGGACGUCUGUGGUGUUUUUGGGAAUGGUUGUCCAUUUCGUUGCUGUCUAUUUGAUCUUUCUCAACAUGCCUGAUGAUGCCCCUGUCGUCUUUAAUACCACCACCCAAAGUAAACCGUAUCUAACUCCAAGUAUAUCCAUUGCCCUGCUGUGCAGCUUCUUACUUGGACUUGGUGACAGUUGUUUCAACACACAGCUCUACAGCAUAUUAGGCUGUGUUUAUGCUGAACAAAGCACGCCUGCCUUUGCCAUCUUUAAAUUCAUCCAGUCUGUUUUUGCAGCGGUGGCAUUCUUCUACAGCGGUUACCUCCUGUUGAAGUGGCAGCUCCUGCUGAUGGUCAUCCUGGGCUUCACUGGAACGCUGUGCUUCUUCGUGGUGGAGAGGAUGCAGAACAUCUCUGUGGAUUUACAAGAAUAUUAGAAAGGAGACUUGAUUGUUUUGAGAGAGAAUCUAUGACCACCUGAGAAAAAAAAAAAAAACAAUCCUGUAUCUAUUAUUUUACGAGGGUUUAUUUUAAAGGGGAACACCACCUAGAUUAAUAAUUCCAAUAUUUCAUUUACAUGGCCUUGGCAAGUUGAGCUAGUCUCUCUCAAAGCCAGAAACCAGAGAAAAAGUCUCAACCUUGUGAUGUUGUAGGGUAUAAGGUCUGGAGCUGCUCCAUAGACAAUGGAUGGGAGCCUGAUUUUGUGGACCCACAUAAUGUUUUUCUUUUUUUUUUUCAAAUAUCUGAAUGAGUUUCUUUGUAGUGUUCCAACUCUGAAACAUAAAACAUACCCAUAUACUCAGAGCAUUCUCCUGGGUGCUUGCAGUGUCAUCUAAAAAACCCUGUGACAUCACAAAUUGAUUUUUUACCACUCUCGUUUUUGGAUUCAGGAUAGAGUUGUUUGUGUAAGGCUACUUAUGUUUUUGGACUGUCCUAGACUAUGGUAAUAACAUUAAUUUUGAAAUAGGUGAAGUUUCCCUUUAAGAUCUAUUUUUCUUGAAAAUGCACUGAAGGUCAUAUGCAUUUGGAUAACAUUGACACUCAAAAUAGUUUCAAUUGUAUCCACUACUGAAGUCCAGUUGCCUUAAGAAAAGAUUUGAAUAGCAUAAUAUGGUUAUAGAUUAGCCUGGAUUGUACCUUGAACACGUUCUGUUCUUAUUCAAACUAAACAGUAUCAAUGUUAAUUAUUAAUAUAAUUUCUUCACUGCACUGCUGCACUGUUGGUAUGACUGUAACAUAUAAAGAAAAAUAACCACUCACCUUAUCUCAUGCUUAUUUGCAUUGCUUCCAGCUCAGGUUUGUUAUUAAAGACUGUGUCAUGUUGUUGAAAAUAUUUUAUGUAUCUAAAACUGUUACUCUUGAAGCUGUUUAUAGUUUGUCAUCAUGAUUGACAGUUUGAUAAACAUAAAUGAGAGAAAAUAAUGCAACAUUUUUUCCUGCCAUGUUUCAGAAAAACCUUAACUAAUUGAUUCCUGACAAUCAAUCUUAAUCUUUUUUUUUUGUAAAUUUUGCAUGUUGUUAGUGUUUUACCCCAGAUUUUGUGAAUCCGUUAUGAAUAAAGUUUUAUGCUUUUUGCA